AGAUUUUCCGUGCGACGGGGUUCAGCCGCUUGAAACCAGCGGGCGCUCCACUGCUGUACUGUGCGUGAGCCUCCAUUUCCAAAGCAGCGCGCGCAGAGAGAGAAAGAGAGAGAGAGAAGAGAGAGAGGCAGGGAGAAAAUAAAGAAAGAAAAACACUUCUGGAAAUUCAGAAUCAUGUUACCGAAGCUCCGCGAACGAGGAAACUGAGGACAUUUUUUUUUAUUUAAUCUCAUCUGUGUUGCUGCACGCGCGGAGGCAGACACGUGUCUUCGGGGUAAACAGAAAGGGCUCGAGAUCGUCUCAUCGCUACUUCCCUUCCUCCCUUUUCCCUCCCUUUUUGUUGGUUUUUAAACAACAAACACCGAGCUUGGCGACCAGCUCGUCUCCAUUCGUGCGCCUUGGUGAUAAAGACGCAUUUGGAGAUGUCGGAAGUGUUGCCUUUCAACGAGGAAAAAAUGAGUCAUUAUGGAAACGAGGGCGACGAGGGACAUCUUUCCUUCACCUGUCGUCUUCAAGACACCAACAACUUCUUCAACGGCUCACAGAACAAACGCCCGCCGAAACUCGGACAGAUCGGCAGGAGCAAACGGGUUGUGAUUGACGAUGAGAAUGGCGAUGAUGAAGCACUGAAAAAUGGAACAGAGAAGACUUCAGCAGAGGCUUAGAGCGAGCGGCUCGCCGCCCCCUCUGAAAAGACACUGUCAAAAAAUUUUUUUGUUUUGUUGUUUUUUAAUGGCGAUAUUUACCAGUUUUAAUCCAAAGACACUGUAUAUAAGCACUUUCUCUCAUGUGGCAGCAAGCAGCACCUCCACACCCUCCUCCUCUCCAAGUCAGUCAUAGCCAUCCAGGUGACACGCACUGGCAGUGACGGGAGACGGCAGCGAAAGAGACCCCCAAAGGUGGACACUCCCCACCCACCGAAUACACACCUACGUAAACAUGCACACAGACACGAUCACAAAGAUUUUGCCAUAAAUCCUAAAGUUGGGGGUGGGGUGGAGAGGAAGGAUGUGAUGCUGUCGAAUCGCAGAAAUCAGGGACAGGAUGCAGAAAUCUUACUGAAAACGUAAAGCACACGCUCGUCCUGUAAUCUUCUCAAACAUCAUUCUUUCUUGCUCUUCAUUUUGAUUGAAGGCGAACCGAAUUUGUAAAUACGGGAACAGUAGCCCUUAUUUUCUUGCACAAAGUGGGAAGCAGUAAACAGGUUUGUAUUCUGUAUUGAUGACUAUUUAUUGAUCCUUUGGAAUAUGUCUUUUACAGCGAUUUAAGACGAGAGGGUAGUGUUUUUGUACGCAGGGAAAACUUUGAGCAAAUGAGCGGU
This is a messenger RNA of Thalassophryne amazonica, 1321 nucleotides long. RefSeq lists its product as uncharacterized. Gene Ontology annotation, biological process: negative regulation of protein kinase activity. The transcript has 2 exons. The coding region runs from base 423 to 665 and encodes 80 amino acids. Lineage: Eukaryota; Metazoa; Chordata; Actinopteri; Batrachoidiformes; Batrachoididae. The record is from RefSeq and is a predicted model, not a curated record. Gene Ontology annotation, molecular function: calcium-dependent protein kinase inhibitor activity; protein kinase binding.